Messenger RNA from Theobroma umbraticum, 1257 nucleotides. RefSeq lists its product as uncharacterized. NCBI's taxonomy places the organism in Eukaryota, Viridiplantae, Streptophyta, Magnoliopsida, Malvales, Malvaceae. The record is from RefSeq and is a predicted model, not a curated record.
AAAUUCCCAGCCCUCCCACUUCAAUUUUCUCUCAAAAGGGUUUUCUUUUCUUCUGUGAGGUCUAGCAAACUUCGCAGAAACAAGAAAACCCAUCUUCUAAUCAAGCCUAUCUAGCAUUCUAUCUAGCUACCUGAAACUAUUAUCCUUCUCUUUAUUUCUUCAGAAUUAACUUUGGUUGUUAUAAUUCAUAAUUCAGUUUAUUGUUUGUUAGAGCCUGGAAGCUCUAAGUUAUAUCCUAGAUUGUUCGUUUUUUGUGCCAUGGAGGUGCACGCACGUACACCAGUUAUAGCCAAGAGGCUAUGGAAUGUGUUGAGGAUCACAUUCUUUAUGAUAAGGAAGGGAUUAAUAUCCAAGAGGAAGUUGAUGAUGGACAUGAAUUUGAUGAUGAAGAGAGGCAAGCUUCUUAGAAAAUCCCUCAGCAACCUCAUUUCCCAUCACCACCACUCCAAACGCGUCACACGUGGUAGCGUCGGCUUACAGGAAUACGAAUUCUCCUGCAGCAACAGUCCCAACCCUGUUUUUUUCCACGUCUCAAAACGUAAGCACCAUAACUACUUCCCCUGCAUCAAUCCCCCCGAGGUCAUAGAAGAAGAAGACGACGACGACGAUCAACAACACCUUGAACAAGAACCUAACGCUGUUGUCUUGGUGCCCAAGACACCUGAGUACUCGUUCAACUUCCGAUUUGAUGCUUCUGAGCUUGCCCCUGGAGAGGAGCGAAGCCCGCUUCUGUCACCAUUUUCUGUGAGGGUGUCCAAUUAUUCAUCAGAAGAUGAAACUGAUGGCCUAAACAGACAAGUCGACGACGAGGCAGAGGAGUUCAUCAAAAGGUUCUAUGAGCAGCUAAAGGCGCAAAGUCGUAUACAAUUGCUGCAAUAUCAGGAUUCAGGAGAUGCAGUUCUAGGACAUGCUUGCUAGAGGAACUGCCUGGUAUCUGUAUAAUACUAUCCAAAAAAAGUAACACAAGAGUACAGCCACCAAACCAAUAUCAAGCUGCUUUGGUUGCCAACCGUGCAAGGGAGCCUCAUUCCAUCCUUACACAUUGAAGAUGAUCUGGAUGAAGCAUAGCUGCAUUCUGAAUACAUAAUGCAAAUUUUGGGAGCUGUAUGAUAUGCUCAUUUUUCUUUUGAUUCCUUUCUGAAAUUUUAUUCCUGUAAAAAAAUCUGUAUUGAAAUAUUGGUGUAUUGUUUGUUCUGUAAAGAUUCGAAAAAUGAAAUUGAUAAUAUGAUGCAGUAGAUUUGGAACGUUGGCUUGUCG